AUGUCGAAAUUUAUCUGUGCAACAUCAACAACACGAAAUACAAAUUCAUCAUCACAUCGUCAGAAUCGACCAAAAUAUAUUUCAGCCUUAGGAAAAUUGGUUGAACGAACAAAAAAUUGGCAACCUGGACGAGUAAAAGAAGAAAAUCGAUUAAACCGACUCUAUGAACAAGGUACAUGUAGUCUUUUUCGAUCAUUAUCUUCUUAUAGGUAUUAUCAUAUUCACAAAAAUACACCUUUUGAUGUACUCGAUGAUUUAAUUGAUUAUACAAAAGUGGUAAAACAUUACACAAUUGAUACUGAAGAUCAAUUAAUACCAAAAAGACCAUCAAUACCAGCAUUAAUACAAGUUGAAUAUGUUUAUGAAGAUAAUCCAUCAAUUUUACUACUUAUUGAAUGCAUGUAUUUACCUGAACAAAAUGAACCAGCAUUUAUAAAAAUUAAACAAUUAUGUAAAAUUAUAUUUUCUAUGGGCAACAUAAUUUAUUCAUGCGGAAACCUUGUCGAUGAACUUAAAAAAUUCUAUCAAUACAAUCUAUUCGAUGAAAAUGAUAUUAAUCACGUUCAUGAUAGAAAUAUACAAGAUGAAUUUAAAAAAUAUUUCAAUACAACUUAUCCAACAUCACCAGAUAUUAAAUUAAAAUCAAAUGAAACUUAUUCACUUCAAUUUGCAACCUUCAACAUGUUCAAUGAAUGGUUGACCAAACGUUAUACGCUUGGAAAUUUCAGUUGUGGUCUUGAUCUCGACUUACAUACAAUAACUGUACCAAGACAAAUUUAUAUAUAUGCAAGAACAAUGCAUGAAUUACCAUCACCAACAAGAUCUUCAACAUCAACAACAACAUCCAAUGAUAUAUUUAAAUUUAAUUAUUUCGAAGAGGAAUAUGAUGAUAUAUCUUCAUCUGAUGAAAUUUGUUAUCAUGUUGAACUUAAUGCACCGAAUGAUGGAUUAACAUUAAAUGAUAAUGAUAUUCCUGAUAAACAAGAACAAAAUUUAUUAACCGGGGUUCAUGUACAAGAUGAACCUUAUGAAAUGAUAAGUGACAAUGAUAUUGAUGAUAUUUCAUUACCAGAAAUUAUGAAAUUACAUUUACCAUUAAGACAACAUCAUUUAGAUGAACCUCAAGAACAGGUUCAUGAUACAGGUAAGACUUUGAAUGAAAUUGAAAUAAUUUCAGACGAUGAUAUUGAACAACAUACAACAACAAGAUCUUCUGAACCUCAACAACAUAAACAACAUCAAUCAUUAACGAGAAAUCAACGCAAAAAUAGAAAAAAACGAGCAAGAAGAUAUAAUUUUGAAGUAAUUCGAAACAUCUCGUCAAAAUUUACGAUCACCAAUAUAAAACAAAUCUUAAUCGACCUAAACAUAUCUUGGAUAAAUAUAAAUGUUGUCAAAAAUACUCUAUUCAUAGGUUUAUAAGAUGAAAUUCUUCGACAACGGGUUGACAACAUGUUACAUCAAGAUAUGUUUACACAUGAACAUUAUGAACGAAUACAAAAACGUCGACACAAACAAAAAACAACGAAAUUCAACAGUCUGAACUCGAACAAAUAAAAAAAAAAGAUAAUAAUAUAAAAAUAUGUAUAUGUAACACAUGUGUAUAUUCUUUCACUUUGUUACAUCUCGCCACGUGUUACUAUUACAUUUAAAGUCGUUCAACCAGUCGUUGUGAUUUUUUUUUGUUUAUUUUAUUUUUUUUUAUUAUUAUUUUUUGUUUUGUUUUUUGUUUUUGUUGUUUUUCUUCUCAAGCUAUAGUGUGCGGACACACAUUUUUUUUUCUUUGGGGGUCGACUGUUACGGGCCGAUGCCCUCACAUCUUUCUUUUCUUUCUUUUCAUAUAUCUUUCUUUUCCUUUAUCUACAUUUUCGUUGUUCUACUUUCCUCUGUUCUAUCUAAAGUUGUGAUACAUGUAUAUAAGGACUUGAUAUAUGUUAUAUCGAGGACUUUUCUCUUUUUGAAAAUAAAAGAUUUAACAUCAAGGACAUUUUUCACCUCUCUUGGAAAUAGACCCUAAUAGAGAAGAAAAAACAAUAUUUAGUUUGUUUCAAAAUUAUUUCAGUUCCCACUCUGUUCGAUUAACAUUUUUCUUUUGAGAAAGAAAGCAAUCUUACUUUGUGUGGUUAAUGAUAUACUAAUUUUCUAAUGAACACAUAUGUAUGCAUUACUAUAUGUUGUUUCCAACUUUAAAAAAAAUAAUUUCUUGAAACAAACUACACACUGCGCUUUAAAGAGAAAAACAUUCAAUUACAAAUGGUAGAACCUUUUCUAUAAUCAUUUUUUGAAAAUGUCUGAAGCAAGGAAGAACACUCAACAGGAUAUUCAAACUUCUGAUACAACUCUUCAACCUAAAGAAACAACUUUACAUGGUAUGUUUAGUCGUUGUGGGAAACUGAAGACAGUAUUAGGAGAAAUAUCCUCAAUAUUUUAAUCUGAAAAUCUUCAACUCAUAAAGGCUUAACUACGACACGUAUUUGAGGUUAACAUGAAGUCGAUUAGCACUAUAUGUUUGAGUCAUUGUCAGCGUUCUUAUGCUUGACAAAACAUUGAAAUGUUAUACCAACGGAUAUAUAUUAGAUUUUGAUCCGCUUCAUCAUGAUUAUUUCUGCAUAUGUUUAUUUAAUGGAAAAACCCAAUAUUUACUGUAUGUGUAGUAGUAGAUGUCUAAAGCGAUCAUAUACCAGAAUUUUAGUCUUUUAACUAAUAUUUUGACAAGAAUAUAAACAUUUAAAUAUUUCAUAGAAAAUUUUGAAUUAUUAUUUGAACAUUUUUGACGUUUCGCUAACGAUGUCGAGAGAAAAGGCAGUGAAUAAAGAAAGAUUGACAAAUUGAACUACUGAUAUAAAAUAAACAAAACUGAAUUAUUGUGCGUGUACUACUUUCCAUUUAGGUCUAUUAUCUGCUGUAAUUAAACCAGCAUUUUCCCUAACUUGUUCACGUUAUGUUGCAGGGAAUGUUUUUUUUUAUUCCUAUGCCACUUUUUUUCUAAUUCUCCUUUAUUUCCAAAUUGUUCCAUAAGAUGCAAUAAAAUUAAAAAAGAGAAGAAUGAAUUAAAUUAAAAAAAUUAGAAAAAAAAGUGCCACAGCACUGACAAUUAUUGAAUGUACAGAACGUGAGCAAAUUAGACAGAGAUGCCGAUUCUAUUACAGUACAUAAUAGAUCAAAAUAGAAAACAGAUGCAUGUACAUUAAUACACAGUUUAGUUUAUUGUAUGUCAGUAAGCCAAUUUAUCAACUUGUCUUUAUUCAUUGUCUUUUUUGUUGACAUUACUAGCAAAAUGUCAAAAAUGUUCAAAUAAUAAUUCAAAUUUUCUAUGAUAUGCUAAAUAUUUGCAGCUUUGUGAGGAAUGUCAAAAUAUUCGUAACCAAGGGUGAAAAAGCAGAGUUUUUUGGAUUUUAAAUCCGAAAAAAUCCAAAAAAUCUAAAAUCUAAAGUAGUCUUCAACAAUGUACUCCAAUAAUAUUUGCAAAUGGGUUGAACAUAGAUAACCAGUUUUAAAGGCUGCUAUAAAUAGAGAAAAAGCGAAUUCACAAGAUUCCGCAUCCCUAUAAGCACAAUGGGAAUCUUGGGAAAAUGAUGCAUCCUAUAGGAAACUCAUAAGUUCUAAUGAGGAAUCUUAUAGAAGUGCCAUAAGUUCUCAACCCUGAUCAAUCACGCACGGCGGUAAACGCUACCCGUAAAAGUCCACCGUAACCUACUAUCGUAACAAUACGGUGACUGUAUACUUUGGUCGGAAAACAACGUAAGGCAUCAUAUACACUCUAAAAAAAAUUGGUUUUCUACUGAACCCUCAAAAAAGGUUCGGCAGUUUAGAAAUAGUGUCCAAAUGGCUCAAAAUGUUAAAAAAAUGAUUAUUGAAAAGGUUGUACCAUUUGUAAUUGAAUGUUUUUCACCUCUCUUGGAAAUAGACCCUAAUAGAGAAGAAAAAACAAUAUUUAGUU
Molecule: messenger RNA, 3940 nt
Organism: Rotaria sp. Silwood2
Lineage: Eukaryota; Metazoa; Rotifera; Eurotatoria; Philodinida; Philodinidae
Source: the annotation of a GenBank genome assembly